UACCAAACCGAACUUAAACGUUGAAAGCUCUUUGUUACUAACACUUGUUUUUGGUUUUAAUGGCGUCGCCGGAAAUGAUCCGGUGGUACGCAAUCACAUUUACUUUUUGUGUACUUCUUCUUAUCUAUCCGUCGAUCUCUAUCUAUUGUGAUGAAGAUGAUUGCUAUGAUUUACUUGGGGUUUCUCAGAAUGCGAAUGCUUCGGAGAUUAAGAAAGCUUACUACAAGCUUUCUUUGAAACAUCAUCCUGACAAAAAUCCGGACCCUGAAUCAAAAAAGUUGUUUGUAAAGAUUGCUAAUGCGUACGAGAUUUUGAAGGAUGAUGAAACGCGUUCACAAUAUGAUUAUGCAAUAGCACAUCCAGAAGAGGUCUUCUAUAAUACAGCAAGAUACUAUCGAGCUUAUUAUGGUCACAAAACUGAUACCCGUGCUGUUCUUAUUGGUCUUCUUCUUAUUCUCUCUGGAUUUCAGUAUGUAAACCAGUGGACAAGGUACACACAGGCUAUAGAAAUGGUGAAGAAGACACCUGCUUACAAAAAUAAAUUGCGGGCAUUAGAGCUUGAACGCUCAGGAGGAGUAACUAAUAAGAAAAAGAAUAACAAGAUGGAUAAGAAAAUACAGGAGGAUCUGAGUGAAGAACUUGAGUUGCAGAUUAAGGGAGCUGAAAAGCCAUCUGUAUGGGGCUUACUUGGUGUUCGUUUUGUACUUCUGCCAUACACUCUCAGCAAGCUUCUUUUAUGGAAUGGCUGUUGGUUGUGGAGAUAUAAAGUUAAGAAAGCUCCAUAUUCUUGGGAAGAUGCCUCCUACCUCACACAGAGAUCACUUGGUGCGUCUGCAGAUGCCUGGAGAAAUCUAGAUGAAGCCACCAAGGAUGAUCUUAUUCAAAGACAACUGUGGGUAAAACCGAACAUGGAGAGCUACUUAUCGGAGAUGCGGAGAGAAUCAAAGCGUCGAAGAUAGAUGAUUUUGUACCAUUGAUGACAAUUUUGUUUCAGAAUUUGCUGAAAUGAAUUCUUUUCAUUUACUGAUGAAAUUUAUACCCAGUUGGCCAGUUGCAACUCUUGAGUGUAGAUCUAGAGCAUGUAUUCAAUUUUAUUUAUAUAUAGGGUUGUUCCAUUGAGGAAAUGUAGAAGGGCUCAAAGGACAUUUAUAGGCUUUUAAUUCACAAGUUAUACACAAUUAGGUUUCCGA
Amaranthus tricolor (Joseph's coat) is the source of this 1190-nucleotide messenger RNA. Its product is annotated as chaperone protein dnaJ 50. The transcript is spliced from 10 exons. Gene Ontology annotation, cellular component: endoplasmic reticulum membrane. The coding region runs from base 60 to 959 and encodes 299 amino acids. NCBI's taxonomy places the organism in Eukaryota, Viridiplantae, Streptophyta, Magnoliopsida, Caryophyllales, Amaranthaceae. Gene Ontology annotation, biological process: protein folding. The record is from RefSeq and is a predicted model, not a curated record.